Messenger RNA from Cherax quadricarinatus, 915 nucleotides. The record is from RefSeq and is a predicted model, not a curated record. NCBI's taxonomy places the organism in Eukaryota, Metazoa, Arthropoda, Malacostraca, Decapoda, Parastacidae.
AUGCCGGUUCUUGUCUUUUCAGCAGGAGGACGCAGCAAGCCCCGCGACCAGCUCCGCCCGCAACCUCCACUAAUUACCAUUUUGCGAAAUGUCAACCUGGUUGCUGAGCCAAAGCCUCACCAAAUCGGGCGCAAACGACCUAAUGUCGCCAAGACGGGAGGUGACUGGGAGCAGUUCUACGACAGCUACAACGCAGGAGGCGCCAUGGGCCCUUGCGGGCCACGCCUCACACCACCACUCAAGAGACCUCGGUUGAUGGUCCCAAACUUGCGACAGCAGCCCAGGGCACAGUCCCCGAAGAAGGUGGCCACGCCGGGCCUGGAAGACCUCAAGACCUACAGUGGCGCUCAGCUCGCAAGCAAGGCAAAGAAUAAAGUUGCCUCGGUAAGGAACAAUAAAAACCAGGUGAGAGAGGACAGCAAGAUGAGCAUCACUAAUACGUCUAUCAAGGAAACAAGUAGCCCUGACAUCCUGAUCUGUGGUAACUGCCGGGAGCUGUUCUCCAACCUGAGUGACUUCAUCGAGCACCGCCGCACCUACUGCAAGCUUAGGUUCACCUGCAAAUGCUCCUCCCACAACGGUACCAUGCGUACAGAGGAGAGCGCUCUUCUGCUGUGCGCGCUUUGCAAGGAAAACUUCGCCUCUGCCUGGGACUUGAUGGUUCAUGCACAGGCUGCCCACAUGGUCAACAUCUACCAGCUGGGCUCCAAGGACACACUACAGGACAGCGGGACGUGCAGCACGGCUGAGGAGAGCACGGCAGGCACGCCUGCUAGUGAGCUGGGUGGAGACAUCAGCACGGAGACCAACGGUGGAGAGGCCAGUGGAGACCCCGCUGAGAGAACCAAGUCAGAAGAUGAUGCUCGUCCCCCACUUCCCAAGCAGAUAUUAGAUGAACAAAUAUUAAUAAUAUAA